UCUCAACUCUAGACUCUCAUCCCAUCUAUCAGUAAAGAAAGUGAGCAGCUGAGCCCAGGGGAUCAAAGGGAAUCACAUCACUUUCAAGUUUCCAUGGCAGAAAAGGGGACCAUCCUCAACAUCACCAGGAACCUGAAGAACGCCGUCUCUGCCAUCCUUCGCGGAUAUGGGGAUGGGCAGGGACCAGUGACAGACACCAGCGCUGAGCUACACAGACUCUGUGGCUGCCUGGAGCUGCUGCUGCAGUUUGACCAGAAAGAGCAGAGGAGCUUCCUGGGGGCUCGGAAGGACUACUGGGACUUCCUGUCCAUUGCCCUACGACGGCAGCGGGGAUACAUGGAGCAGACCAGAUUUGUAUGUUCACAGGACAAGCUGAAGACCUCUCUAGGAAAAGGCCGUGCCUUUAUCCGACUCUGCCUUGUCCAUGGACAGCUGGCUGAGUCAAUGCAGCUGUGCCUUCUGAACCCAGAACUCACCAGGGAAUGGUAUGGCCCCCAGAGCCCUCUGCUGUACCCUGAACUCCAGGAAGACAUCUUGGACUCUCUCUAUGCCCUCAAUGGAGUUGCUUUCAGCCUGGAUCUGCAGCGGCCAGACCUGGACGAAGCCUGGCCCAUGUUCUCAGAGUCUCACUGCUCCAAUCCAGGCCAGACUGAGGAGAGAAGACCCAGAAAACCCAAAGGCUUCCCAAAGGAGGUGAAAUGCUCCAGAGGAGAAGAGCUGCAGGGACCAGAAGCAAGCAGAACCAGCUGUCUGCAAGAUGCCACCAGAGAAGACCGGCUAUGUGACCUCCUCACCCCCUUGCAGCAUGGCUGUCUUUCCACCUUUCUGGAAGAGAAGAGAGAGGAUUCCAGGAGCCCCGGUUGUUCCUGGAGCAUUCCGGAAACAGAAAGGGAGGGAUUUCUGCUAGACCAGAAAGAGGGAGACCCAAAGACAGGGAAGUUCCUGGAAAAUCCAACAGCCAGCAUCCAGCAACAGAGGGACAGGGCUAAGGAGGCUCAAGAGGAGGUGACAGGGACAAAAGAUGAAGGCAAAGGAAGUCCACCAAGGACAAAAGGUCAGGGAACAACAGAAGGGAUCCAGGAAAGGGACCAUGACCAGGGGCUGCUGCUGGCCCCCAGCCUUCAGGGAAGAGGAGAGGAUGCAGAGUUAGGGACCAGGCAGGGGUGGGAUCAGCCUAGCGUUCUGGGCCAGCCCUGGAUCCUGCAAGGCCUAGGGACAAAGAAUGGCUCAACCACAGAGAAGCCACAAGAGUGGCCAGGAGUGGCCAAUGUGAGCACACAGGAGCAUCAAGCAGCAGUGGCCUCGCAGCAGGAGGUGAUCAAGGACCCCAGGUAUGGGCUCCAGCUGGCAGAGGACCAGGCCCAGUGCCAGGAUCAGCUGCUGAAGGCACAGAAAGGAGAGCUCCAGGCACUCCGGGAGCAGCUCAGCAGGUGUCAGGCAGAAAAGGCCCGGUUGCAAGUGAUGCUGGGACAGAAGCAGCAAGAGGCUGAGAGAAGAAACGCCAUGUAUGAGAAGGAGCUUGAAGGGCAGAGGGACCUGGUCCAGGCCAUGAAAAGGAGGGUGCUGGAACUGAUUCAUGAGAAAGACCACCAAUGGCAGAGGCUCCAGCAGCUGUCUACCGUGGCCCCUGGACACUGCGUGGGCUGCAACAAGGUCUUCAGGCGCCUGUCGCGGCGGUAUCCUUGCAGGCUCUGCGGAGGCCUGGUUUGCCAUGCCUGCUCUGUAGACUACAAGAAGAGAGAGCGCUGUUGCCCAGCCUGUGCCCAGCGGGAAGAAAUCCAGAGUACCCGACCAAGAUAGCAGCCACCACCCCCACCAGUUCACUCCCUCCAUUCUCUCCCCAAACCUGACAUCUGUUCUGACCGCUUUUUGCUUCUGGAAACUGGUG
This is a messenger RNA of Acomys russatus (golden spiny mouse), 1888 nucleotides long. RefSeq names its product RUN and FYVE domain containing 4 (gene Rufy4). The coding region runs from base 94 to 1800 and encodes 568 amino acids. The transcript has 11 exons. The record is from RefSeq and is a predicted model, not a curated record. Gene Ontology annotation, biological process: positive regulation of macroautophagy. NCBI's taxonomy places the organism in Eukaryota, Metazoa, Chordata, Mammalia, Rodentia, Muridae.